AUGUUAAUUAUAUUUUUAAUUUUAAUAUCGCAUUCUGUUAGUGGUCAUAUAUCAUUAAAUUUAGAUCCUCCUACAACGGGGUUUGAUAAACAUUUAUAUGAAGAAGUAUUGGAUUCGGAAGAAUGUCAGAAGCAGUUAAAUUAUCUGGUUACGAACGAUUCCUUUUUGUUGGCGCAAUUUCUAGAUGCUGGCUUAAGAAUUCCAAGAGGUCUAUUAAAAGGAAACACACUAGACAUGGGAAAUUAUUUUGCAUGCCUCGAAAUAAAUCAAAAUGUAGAUAAUGAAAUGGAUAUAAGUGGAAAAUACUGUGUCAUACGAACAACUCCAAAUUUGGAGCCUAAAAGAAACAGGAAUAUUCCACAAUGGCUUAAUCCUAUAAAACAUGGAUUGAGUGAAAAUGAAUGGAAACCUAUUGAACAAUAUGAGAUGAGUAAUGGGAUUGAUAACAGGAAUGUAAUAUCUAUUUUAACGAACACUAGGUUAAGAUUAUCUUUAUGUAUACCAAAGCCGUGCACAACAAAAGAGGCAAUAGAUGGGUUACUAUUCAAUAUUACUUCUUUGGGAUUUCAAUAUGAAGAUGAUUUUUGCCGUUUACCAAAUGAUAAACCUUGGGUAACAGGAGAUACGGUUGCAGUAACAAUUCUUAGCCUUAUUGGUUUAUUGACAAUCAUCAGUACAACUUACGAUAUUGUGACUAGACAAAAAAGUGCAGAUUCAAAGCAAUCAAAUGAGAUAUUGCUUUCGUUCUCAGUUCUCAAAAAUGCCAAAACAUUUUUUGAUAUAUCCACCAAACCUGGCUCUUUAGAAUGUGUAGAUGUCGGUCUUUUGAAAAAUCUCCACAAGUUUUACCUAAAUCGUCUUUUGCGCAUGUUUCCAUUACUCGCUUUGACGAUUUUGUUCGAAGCCACAUUACUUAAUCACAUAUCUGAUGGUCCAUUUUGGGAAUCUGUGGCUAAAAGUGCGGAAAAUUGUAGAGCGCAUUGGUGGUCUACUUUCUUGUAUGUACAGAAUUAUUUGAACGCGGAAAAUGUUUGUGUCUCAAUAACAUGGUACUUGGCGAUAGACGUUCAACUACACAUACUAUCACCUCUCGUACUAUUUUGGGUACUUAGUGGUAAACGUAAUAUAGCAUGGAUUGGUCUAACCGUUGGUUUGCUUGGUUCUAUAACAGCGGCCACUAUUUAUAACUUCGUUAAGAACUUUCCUUCUAGCAUGAUGUCUAAUCGUACAGACGAAUUUAUGUACUACACAAUAUAUUAUUACAUCAAUACGUUAACAAGAGCACCACCAUUUUUAGUGGGAAUGGUGUUUGGAUAUCUACUCCAUGUGUGGCGGAAUGAAAAAGUGGAAAUAUCAAAGAUAAUGAACAUAAUUAUCUGGCUCUUAGUAUUAGCUGUACAAGCACUAACAGUCUACAGUUCAUAUCCCAUAAUGCAGUCAACUUGGGAUAAUCAAACAGCAGAUAAUUUGAUCAAUUCGUUUGUAAGACCCGCGUGGGCUUUGGCACUGGGAUGGGUUAUAUUUUCCUGUGUUCAUGGGUAUGCAGGACCAAUAAAUUGGUUUCUAUCUCUAAAAAUGUGGAAGAUACCAGCCCGUUUAUCCUAUGCUUUGUACAUAAUGCACUAUUCCAUUAUGGUCAUUAUCAAUUCUAGCAGAGUUGCCCCCAUUUACUUCACAGUUGGGAAUAUUAUGUUCUACUUCUGUGGUUAUCUAGUUGUGUGUGCUUUUGUCACGAUUGCCGCAUGUAUUCUUGUAGAUCUGCCUUUUUCUAUUUUGUUCAGAAUUAUGUUAAGAGGUACUUACGCCAAAGAAAAAAGAUGUCGUACCGUUGAAACCUGA
This is a messenger RNA of Colias croceus (clouded yellow), 1839 nucleotides long. Its product is annotated as O-acyltransferase like protein-like. The transcript has 12 exons. Bases 1 to 1839 code for a protein of 612 amino acids. Lineage: Eukaryota; Metazoa; Arthropoda; Insecta; Lepidoptera; Pieridae. Gene Ontology annotation, molecular function: acyltransferase activity, transferring groups other than amino-acyl groups. The record is from RefSeq and is a predicted model, not a curated record.